Cynoglossus semilaevis (tongue sole) is the source of this 3602-nucleotide messenger RNA. RefSeq names its product voltage-dependent calcium channel subunit alpha-2/delta-2-like. The record is from RefSeq and is a predicted model, not a curated record. Gene Ontology annotation, cellular component: voltage-gated calcium channel complex. Gene Ontology annotation, molecular function: voltage-gated calcium channel activity. NCBI's taxonomy places the organism in Eukaryota, Metazoa, Chordata, Actinopteri, Pleuronectiformes, Cynoglossidae. Bases 1 to 1557 code for a protein of 518 amino acids. The transcript is spliced from 18 exons.
AUGGAAGAACCGUUGGGCGCAGAAAACGGCACUGUUGGAAUUCUGGUCAGUUCUGCGGUGGAGGUUAAUUUGGGAGGAAAACUGCUCAAACCUGCAGUGGUCGGAGUGAAGCUGGACUUGGAGGCCUGGGUCGACAAGUUCAAGAUCUUGGCCAGUAACGUGUCCGACAGUCGACAGGGUUCCCACAAGUGUGGACCGUCCAGGAGCUGUGAGAUGGACUGUGAGGUCAACACCGACGACCUGCUCUGCUAUCUGAUUGACGACGGUGGAUUUCUGGUCAUGUCCAAUCAAAGAGAUCACUGGAAAAAGAUCGGCCUUUUCUUCGGCGACGUGGACCCUUACCUGAUGCACGCUCUCUACAACAACUCCGUUUUCGUUCGUCGUCAGUCUUUUCGUUUUCAGUCUGCGUGUGAACCCGUGAGCAGCAGCCACACGGGCGCCGCUCACAGAGGAAUCUUUGUGCCGUCCAUCGCUGACGUCCUCAGUCUGGCCUGGUGGACGACCACAGUGGCCUGGUCUGCAGUUCAGCAGCUGCUGUUAAGACUGACGUACAACAGCUGGAUGUACAGAGCCAUGGAAGAACCGUUGGGCGCAGAAAACGGCACUGUUGGAAUUCUGGUCAGUUCUGCGGUGGAGGUUAAUUUGGGAGGAAAACUGCUCAAACCUGCAGUGGUCGGAGUGAAGCUGGACUUGGAGGCCUGGGUCGACAAGUUCAAGAUCUUGGCCAGUAACGUGUCCGACAGUCGACAGGGUUCCCACAAGUGUGGACCGUCCAGGAGCUGUGAGAUGGACUGUGAGGUCAACACCGACGACCUGCUCUGCUAUCUGAUUGACGACGGUGGAUUUCUGGUCAUGUCCAAUCAAAGAGAUCACUGGAAAAAGAUCGGCCUUUUCUUCGGCGACGUGGACCCUUACCUGAUGCACGCUCUCUACAACAACUCAGUUUUCGUUCGUCGUCAGUCUUUUCGUUUUCAGUCCGCGUGUGAACCUGUGAGCAGCAGCCCCACGGGCGCCGCUCACAGAGGAAUCUUUGUGCCGUCCAUCGCUGACGUCCUCAGUCUGGCCUGGUGGACGACCACAGUGGCCUGGUCUGCAGUUCAGCAGCUGCUGUUAAGACUGACGUACAACAGCUGGAUGUACAGAGGUGACGUCCUGGUCGAAGGCUUUGAGACGAAGCAGAGCAGCUGUGUGACCAUCCACAGCCAGUUCUACUUCACCAACACCACCAACUCCUACAACAUGCUGCAGGACUGUGGAAACUGCUCACGGCUGUUCCACGCCAAACGCAUCGACAACACCAACCUGCUCUUCGUCGUGGCUGAGACGUUGCCCUGCAGCUCCUGUGAGAUCGAGAGACUGACGCAGGUCAGGACAAAGUUUCAAGAGGAGAAUCCAUGUGAAGUGCUGAGUAACGCACGGUAUCGCAAAGGCCCGAAUACCUGCUUUGACUACAGUGCCUUAGAAAACACGUCAGAGUGUGGACGAGGUUUUUCUCUGCAGGCUUCCGUCGGCCUCCUUCUCUGUGUUCAGCUUCUUCUGCCUCUGCUUCAUCUCUGACUAUGUGCCAUCAACAUCAUCUCUGUGGGUUAAGGUUCAGAUCUACGGAAGGGUUAGCUUGACGUCAAGAGCACAAACCAGAGACGGUAACCCCCGCCCCCCCCAUCCCCCCACCUGAAUAAGCUGACGCUGUCUUCACGGAGGUACUGCUUACUUUUAUUAUUUACUGCUUCGGUUGUUAUUUCAGCAGUUGUGGGGGGAGACUUUGUGGGGGUGCACUUUGAGUAGGUCAAUAUUCAGGGCAGAGUUUGAAUGUUUGAAUGUGUUGGUGUCACGAUAGAAAAUGUUAAAUAUUUUGUUGACCUCUUCACCUCACUUAAACCGGCCUCUUCUCGACGUACGUAUCAAAGAAACUUGGGAUAAAGAUUUAGCCUCGCCAAUAUCUGAUGAGGACUGAAAAAACCUGAUGCUGAUGUUCAUAAAUGCUCAUUGGUUGCAGUACUCGCGUACUAAACUCUGUAUCCCCAAUCUGCUCAAAAUGCAAAUCAGCUGCGGGAACUCUGGGUCACCUCUUUUGGUCAAACCAGUUUUGGUCUGAUAUUUCAUAAAUGCAAUAUUCCUCCAGACCCACGCGCUGCAGUCCUGAAAACCGUUCUUACUAUAUCAAUCAAGAAUAACAUAAAAGCAACCUCUCACUUUCUGCCAGUGUAACUUUAAAAUAUCUGACUGGUACAGGUCGUAUAACAAAGUACGUAUUAUUUUUGAGCAGGAUCUUUCUUUUUCUCUCCUUUACUUUUCUUUCUUUUCUUGUUUUAUUAUUUUUUAUAUACCUAUAAUGUAUAUUAAUUGUAAUGAGCAGUUUUGCCCAUUUACACUUGUUCAUUCUAAUUCUUUAUUUUGAUUUUGUUUUGGGUGUGUUUCCUACCCUGUUUUUAUAUAUUGAAAAGUUAUAUAUAUAAAAAAAAAAAAUAUAUAUAUAUAAAAAAGAAAUCGUUAAAUAUUUUACAGUAAGUCUUAAAUAUUAGUUGUUUAAAGAAGUUGGUUUUUUUUCCCCCCAACAUCCAGACUUUUCUGGUCAACCUGUCCCUGUGAAUGGAAGAUGUAGAUUAGAAAAGUUAAAAAAAUAUAUUUGCGCAUGUAAAUGAAGGCAGCCUCGUACAAACGACCACACGACGCCCAGAUACAGCAAUAAAACGCUGCAGUUUCUUAAGACAAAAGUCAAAUAUCAGUAUUGAAUAUUUAAUCAUAAUUUUUAUUUAGGACGAACUCAUUGUAUUAAAAUAGGGUUUUUUAAACUAUAAUAUAUUUCCACUAUCCAUGUUUUUUAUUUUUAUUAUUAUUAUUAUUUUUUUGCAUGUCCGUUGCUGGUGAAUAAAUUAGCAGAGAGGAUGAAAACUGUUACCUGCGACACUAGAUCUGGGCCUGAACCUCAUCGUCAUUUCAGUGUCUUCUGACGCGUUUGUUUCUGGUCAUAUAUUGAUCAUCCAUAAAUAAUGACAGGAGCCGGCGUGAUUUUUCUACUGCCGUCGCUGAAACCUUCGAUCUUUUGGCCCCAGAUUAUUUUCUUAAAGCACUUAACCUGAGGAGAGACAUUUAGACACGCGUUAAUAAUAAUAAAAAGGACGGAGACCAGAGUUUUAUUGGUGGAGGGAGAUUUUGGGAGGGGCUUUGGGGUGAGGGGGGGCGUGCGUCUACAGAUGAAAACCUGAAGUGCUUCCAGGUAGACUUGGAUUUCUGAAAAGAUUUUAAAAAACAAAACAAAAAAAAAUUCACAGGUUAUUAAUUUUGUGAAGAAGUUGUUUUUUCUCAGUUGAAUGAUUUAAAACAGAAUCGACUGAAAUGUUUACAGGAAGUGUCGUCUCCACAGUCACAGCAGCUGAUGUCGUUUUACAGCCAACAGUGUUUCUGUAUUGAAAUUCUUUUUUUUUCUCUUAUAAUAUUAAUAUUUGUCCAUUUUGAAUUAAUGCACUUAAAUAUGCUUGAUUAUGGGGAAUGUAGCUUCUUACAGUGUUGUAAGUCAAUUAUUCCGGAUGUUUCUCUGUGACAGAACAGAUGGAUGUAAAUACUUACGGUUGACAAUGACAAAAAAAAAAAAAUCAAAAAAU